ACCAUCUCUUUAAUAAUGGAGAACAGCAGUAGCCGAAGUCGUUCCUGUCGAUAUCCGGCUAGCGUAAUAAAACGUUCUCCAUCUCCUAAUUUGUUCUUAAAUAGGAACGAUGACCGAGUUUCAGUACCACCUAAUUUACCUCCAUUAACACCCAAUAAUACCACCAACAAGAUCAAUUAUAAAAACCGAAAUUCUGUUGCAGCUGAUAAAGCAAUUGAGAUGGCAAAGAUACGGAGAGCAAAAUCUGUUUCCAAGAACUGUCCAUCUGCUUGGGCCUUAUCUCCGGGAAGAUCCUCGCCAUCCUCAUCUACAGCUUUGGCGGUAUUGCUCAAGUCUCCAAAUAAUAUUUCUGAACCUGCUAAUCGUUAUCGUAAGAAGAUGGUCACAAAAUCAUCAUCAUGUGGUAGUGAUACUGAUGGCGGAGGACGUCGCGGGAGUACCGGAGGAGUUUUUAGGUACUUUCGUUCGAAAAGUAAGGUGUCGUGUGCCAAAGAAGAAGGCUCUCAUAGGCUAAGGAUUUUUCAUACGAGACUGGUACAGUGGAGAUUGGUUAAUGCUUGUGCUGAGAUGUUGAUGGACAGACGAAAUUCUAUUGCAGUGAUGAAGUUGUUCAAUGUUUGGUCGAGGAUAUAUCAAAUGAGGAAACUGAUGGUAGAGAAGAGAAUUCAAGUAGAAAAGCUAAGGAAGGAAGUCAAGCUGCUUCAAAUUAUUAAUCCUCAACUCAAUCUGCUCAAUAAAUGGUCAAAAAUAGAAAAGAAAAAUUCAGAAGCCUUAACAACAUUAGCAGGAAAUUUGUCAUCGUUAUCCAUCAGAGUACCUUUAAUAAAUGGUGCUAAGGUCGACAUGGUAUCCUUUUACAAAACCAUGCGUACAACAGUGAAUCUUAUGAACAACAUCGAAGAAACGGUCGAGAGAAGUUUUCUUGAGGUUAAGGAAACGUCUCUUCUACUUGAUCAACUUAUAGAUGCAAUAAGACAAGAAACAAAAAGCUUAGAGGAACUGAGAAACACACUGGCAAUUGUGUCUUCCUUAGAGGCCCAAGAGGAAAGUCUUAGAGUGCAUCUCAUCCAAGCAGCAAACAAGAGAAUUCUAGUAAGCUAACUCGUACGACAAGACAUAACACACUUUUGGAUAAAAAGGCCUGGUGAGUGAAGAAGAAACAUACCUUUUUGAUCUCACGGGAAUGAUGUACCAAGUGUUGACAGGUGUAUUCACAGUUAAGGUUAAGGGUGAGCAUACAUGUAAACUUGAUUUGGAUUUUGACUGGUGAACAUGGG
Messenger RNA from Papaver somniferum (opium poppy), 1277 nucleotides. Its product is annotated as QWRF motif-containing protein 7-like. The transcript is spliced from 5 exons. Gene Ontology annotation, cellular component: nuclear microtubule; cytoplasm; centrosome. NCBI's taxonomy places the organism in Eukaryota, Viridiplantae, Streptophyta, Magnoliopsida, Ranunculales, Papaveraceae. Gene Ontology annotation, molecular function: microtubule binding. The coding region runs from base 16 to 1101 and encodes 361 amino acids. The record is from RefSeq and is a predicted model, not a curated record. Gene Ontology annotation, biological process: centrosome cycle; spindle assembly.